This is a messenger RNA of Lodderomyces jiufengensis, 726 nucleotides long. RefSeq names its product Fig1p (gene FIG1). The transcript has a single exon. The coding region runs from base 1 to 726 and encodes 241 amino acids. The record is from RefSeq and is a predicted model, not a curated record. NCBI's taxonomy places the organism in Eukaryota, Fungi, Ascomycota, Pichiomycetes, Serinales, Debaryomycetaceae. Gene Ontology annotation, biological process: conjugation with cellular fusion. Gene Ontology annotation, cellular component: mating projection tip; membrane.
AUGUUUGUUUUAUCAAAGUCAAUAAUCUUAUUAACAAUAAUCCUUCAAUUCAUAUCAACAGUCUUGUUAGCAUUUUUAUUAUUGGGUUGUAUAGAUUCAUCAUCAAAUUACUCCAACGUUUAUCUUAUCAACUACAAAUUUAAUUCAUCAUCUUCAUUAUAUCAACACCUAACUCUAAAUUCAAAUUCCACCACUACACUAAGUGAUAUUUCUGUUAAAAUUGGGUAUUUAGGAGUUUGUUUAUCUAUUGAUAAUGAUUUAAAAUGUACUACUUAUAAAACAUUAGAUUCUAUACCUUCAUAUACUUUAACUUUUUUAUCAAAUCAAUUUAAUUUAUUAAAUAUUGCUCAAAUUUUUAAAGAUAUAGUUCAUCCACAUUUAUUAAUGUCAUCAAUAAUUUUAACUUUAUUAUGUUUAUUAAUCUUAUGCUACAUAUUAUUACCGUUACCUGGACGUUUGGUGGUGAAUAAAUUUGGCUUACUUGUUAGUUUUUUAAAUAUGAUGCUUUGGGGGUUAGGUGCUAUGCUUCAAGUUCAAUCAUGUAAAUCUGCAACUAAAUUAUUACAAGAAUCAAGUUUUGGUUUAGUUAUGAGUUCUAAUGGUAGUAGAGCUGAAAUUAUGACUUGGGUUGCUUUUAGUUUUAUUUCUGUUGUGUUUUUGUGUAUGGUUUUGCUGAAUUGGAUUGAUUUUAGAACUAAACGUGUUGCUAAUGGUGGUAAAGUUUGA